UGUUGAUAAGCUCGUCUGGUGGGUUUCUUCAACAGUCUUUCUUUACUUAACAUUUUUAGGGUUUUUCUUUCCAUUAUCACAUUGCCAUUUUACAUACAAUUUCCUCUCCAAAAACUUCAUAUUAUCACUAAACAUAAGGUUCGAUGGCCCGAGAAUGGACUGGGAUUCAGAAUUUUCCUCUUGCUACACAGACCAAGUUGCUUAAACUACUGACUACACUAAAGGAGAAGGAGAGGGACAGUGUCACAAUUCUUGUAAUGGGAAAGGGUGGUGUUGGGAAAUCAUCGACGAUAAACUCCAUUCUCGGGGAACGAGCAGUUGCGGUCAGUGCUUUCCAGUCAGAUGUCCCAAGACCUGUCAUGGUUUCCCGUGAACGCUCAGGGUUCACGUUAAACAUCAUUGACACACCCGGCAUUGUUGAAGGAGGAUAUGUCAAUGAUCAAGCCUUGGAACUCAUCAAAAGGUUUCUUUUGAACAAAACAAUAGAUGUUCUGUUAUAUGUGGACCGUCUAGAUUCCUACAGAGUGGAUAACUUGGAUAAGCAGAUUAUUAAAGCAAUAACAGAUAGUUUUGGUAAAGAAAUUUGGCAUAAAGGCAUUAUGGUGCUCACACAUGCUCAACUCACACCACCAGAUUGUCUCGGCUAUGAUGAGUUUUUUGGAAAGCGAUCUGAGGCUCUCCUUAAACUUUUGGACUCUGGGUCUCUGUUCAGGAAACGUGAAGUUCUGGGGCAUCAAGUUCCCGUGGCCUUGGUCGAGAACAGCAGCAGAUGUAAUAAGAAUGACAAUGAAGAAAAGAUUCUUCCAAAUGGUACUGCUUGGAUUCCCAAGAUAGUUGAAGUUAUCACAGAAGUUGCAACCAAUGGAAGUAAUAGCAUUGUGGUUGACCAAAAGUUAAUUGAUGGUCCGAAUGCAAAUGAAAGAGGAAAAGUAUUCAUUCCUCUCAUCUUGACUGCCCAAUACAUCUUUGUCGGUCUAGUUAAGAAAUGGAUCAAGGAUGAUAUCGCUAAAGCACCCAAGUCUUCUUGGGAAUGAGAUCUUGUUGCGCUGUAGUCAUCUAAGGAUAAAUCUUGUUUGAGUUGGUGAGUUAGAGACAGUUGUUUUCUGGCAGGUGGUUUUCAAUCUUUUGUAACUUAAUAUGAUGCUAUAUUAAAUGUUUUUGUCAAUUAAUGAUAUGUGAGGUUGCAUUUUGUCAAA
Erigeron canadensis is the source of this 1196-nucleotide messenger RNA. Its product is annotated as translocase of chloroplast 34-like. Bases 144 to 1034 code for a protein of 296 amino acids. The record is from RefSeq and is a predicted model, not a curated record. Lineage: Eukaryota; Viridiplantae; Streptophyta; Magnoliopsida; Asterales; Asteraceae. Gene Ontology annotation, molecular function: GTP binding; protein-transporting ATPase activity. Gene Ontology annotation, biological process: intracellular protein transport. Gene Ontology annotation, cellular component: chloroplast outer membrane. The transcript is spliced from 8 exons.